AUGCCGCGACUUCAUCGCCGUGAGCAGCUUCCGCUGCACAUCAAGCGCGCAUUAUGCGCGCAUCACGUCGAGCACCCCCUUCUGCGUCACGUAGACUUGGCCCGCUGGGUUUACGCCCAGUAUGGCCUGCGGCCUGACCGCUCCACGGUCGGACGCAUUUUGAAGAAUGGCGACCGUUGGGCAAUCACCGACCCCGCCGCCUCCAAUCAAGUGCGCCGUCGUGGUGGCGCAUAUCCCGAGCUUGAGCAGGCGAUGGCUCGCUGGAUCGCUAACGCUGGCCCCGCAGGCGUACCACUCACUCUGCAAACGAUCCGCGACCACGUGGCGAUUAUGGCGCGCAACAUGGGCAUUCCGCCCGUGUUUCGAUGCUCCAUUGGCUGGGUGCGCCGUGCGUUGCGGCGCCAGGGAGUGCGGUGCCGUGCCGCCACCGGCGAGGCGGCGAGCGCCGACAUGGCUGCUGUGCGUGAAGCGCGUGAGAAGGUGCCGGCGCUUCUUACUCACCUCGGCUACCAGCCGCGCGACACCUUCAAUCUUGACGAGACAGCUCUGUGGCUCUCUGUGCUGCCCCGAAAAACAUACAGCAACGCCCGCAUUCCGGGGCGCAAGGUCGCGAAGGAGCGGCUGACCGUCGCGUUUCUCGUCAACGCCGACGGCAGCCAUGUUUUCCGGCCGCUCGUCAUCAGCAAGGCGCGCCGUCCUCAUGACUUCCGGCCGGACUACGACCCCGAAGCCGUCUGCUACUGGCGGCAUAACGCCAAGGGCUGGAUGACCAGUGCGUUGUUCACCAACUUCAUAUCGCAGCUCAAUGCCGCGAUGUAUGCCGAAGGGAGGGAAAUCGCGGUACUGCUCGACAAUGCCAGCUCCCAUAUUCUGCGGGACGAGUGCGCGUGGAGCGAAAUCGUCUGCGGCAUGCGGACCACCCGCCUCAGCAACGUGCGCCUCAUCUUCCUGCCGCCGAACACAACCGCCUUCACGCAGCCGCUCGACCAGGGGAUAAUCGCGACCGCGAAGGCCCGCUAUCGCCAGCACUGGCUGCGUGCCUUCACGGCGCUGUGGAACGACGACGGCGCAACAAGCGCCGUCGCCCGCUAUCGCCCCAAUCUGCGCGAUGUGCUGGGGUGGCUCUCAGACGCCUGGAUGAGUGUCGGUGCGCGCACCAUCCAGAGGUGCUUUUGGCGCACGGGCUGCAUGCCUCUGUCGUGGUCCCUGGAGCUCACCCAUGUGUAUGAUGAUGAGCCGACCCCCCUGGCGUACCCCGACAUUGAGCUCGACGACGACAUCGACGACGUCGGCGAGCUCAUUGGCGGACUCGGCCUCGGCACCGGCGCAAUGACCGCCGCCGAGUACGUCGCCAUCGACGAGGGCGAGCCGACGUGCGCGGAGGCGGUGUGGAAAAUAGAGCGAGAAUGA
Closterium sp. NIES-65 is the source of this 1410-nucleotide messenger RNA. NCBI's taxonomy places the organism in Eukaryota, Viridiplantae, Streptophyta, Zygnematophyceae, Desmidiales, Closteriaceae. The record is from the annotation of a GenBank genome assembly.